Ustilago hordei is the source of this 855-nucleotide messenger RNA. Its product is annotated as putative transposase. The record is from RefSeq and is a predicted model, not a curated record. Lineage: Eukaryota; Fungi; Basidiomycota; Ustilaginomycetes; Ustilaginales; Ustilaginaceae. The transcript has a single exon. Gene Ontology annotation, molecular function: DNA binding. Gene Ontology annotation, biological process: DNA transposition; DNA integration. Bases 1 to 855 code for a protein of 284 amino acids.
AUGACAAAAGCCACUCCUGAGAAGCACCGAUCGGCACUCUUUCACCUCCAAAAUGGAGAAUCUACCUGUUCAGUUGCUGAGAAACUUGGUCUGAGCAAGUCUACAGUGUCUUGCAUCAGCAAAAGUGCCUCUGCUGAUGCUCCAAAGUCAAAGGGGGGCCAGCUGAGAAAACUCCAGCCUCAUCAUGCUCACUUCCUGGACCACUAUUUUGAGCUCAAUUCAAUGUCCACAGUCAGGAAAGCAUGUCAUGCACUGCAGGAGACAUUUCACAUCAAAGCAUGCCCAACAACAGUAAGAAAAGCACUUCAUUACUGUCAUUACAAAGCACAAAGGUUAGUGAAUAAACCAAAGCUACUCAAGAGGCAUUACAAAGCACAUCUCAAAUUUGCAAAUGAGCACAAGGACAUGACUGUUGAGGAUUGGAAGAAGGUGGUAUGGUCCGAUGAGACAAAGAUCAACUUCUUUGGACCAGAUGGGAAGCAGUUCUGUUGGAUUAAGAACACUGGCUUCAACAGCAAGCUUGUCAGGCCAACAGUCAAGUUUGGCAGUGGCUCCAUCAUGAUCUGGGGCUGUAUGACAUGGGAAGGGGUUGGAGGUAUAUGCUUGGUGCUGGGAUCAAUGAAUUCAGACCAAUACAUUGAUAUCCUGAAUGACAAGCUUUUGAAAACAAUCUCAGAUUUGCAGCUUCAGCAUGCAUACACCAAUGUCAUGUUUCAGCAAGACAAUGACCCGAAACACAUGUCAAAGAAGACAAAAAUGUGGUUGGAAGGCAAUAGCAUUAAGGUUAUGCAAUGGCCAGGGCAGUUGCCAGACUUGAACCCAAUUGAACACCUCUGGCACCAUCUCAAAAUGUGA